CUGCUAGCGCCAGAGCAGCCUCUGAAACAAGGAGAAAUGGCGUCCGCGGACGUGGACAGCAGUCAAAGCGAGUUUCUGCAAACCGGUGGCGCAGCUGAAACACAGACGACAGAUAUGUCAGCCAUUCAGCUGACGGGUUCGGAUCGAUGGGAAGUGUUAACACCUGUGUCGGCUGGAAAGGAGGACCAAGGGGUCGUCCACAUUCAAAACUCUGGGAUUGUCACGUCCAACGGGCAGUUUGUGCUUCCGCUCGGGAAUCUCCCCAACCAGCCCAUUUAUGUUACAGCGUCCGGUAGUGAGGCUGCCGCCAACGGAGUGUCGGGCAUCCAGUAUCAGGUAAAAACACACACAAGCACAGUCGGAAUGCCACCAGGGCCCAGUUCAGUUAAAGAUGUUUUCAACAACCGAAUGCCCGUCUUCCAGGUCAUCCCGCAGAUUCAGAAUGCAGAUGGGACGCUUUCAGGAUUCUCAACACAGGGAUUGGAUGAUGGUACGGGGCAGAUUCAGCUCCUCCAAGAUGGCAGCCAGGGCGGCAUUGGAAUCAGCUGCGCCACAACAGCGACCACAGACCUUUUAACGCAGGGGGGCCAAGUUCAGUCUAUCCAAGGAGUGUCGUUGGCCGGCGGCUCGGCCUACACGGGCACCGUAGGGCUUCCCGGCAACAUUACCUUCGUACCCAUCAACAGCGUGGAUCUGGAGUCGCUCGGGCUGACCGGAGCCCAGACAGUCCCCAUCGCCACGGGGGUAACGCCCGAGGGCCAGCUCAUCAUGAGCAGCCAGGCGCUGGAGAGCCAAGGCCAAGACGGCGUCUCCAAGCAGUCGCUGGUGACGGUCAGCGACCCGGGCGCCAGCCAGGAGCUCUACGUGCCCACCUCCACCUCCUCCAACCCCUCGCACCUCCCCGAGACCAUAGACGGCACCGGCGUUCUCACCCAGGCAACCGCCGUGUCGGCAGGCGUGUCCGAUCCCUCCUCGGAGAACUUCAACUCCCACAACCACCUGCAGCAAAUCCAGGUGUCUUCCUCCAACGCCACCACUAUCUCUCAGCCCAUCCUGCAGCUGUCCGGGGACGGUCAGGCCCAGGUGGCCCAGGGCCAGGACCUGACUGCAGGGGCGGGCCAGACCCUCCAGAGUGUGCAGCUGGUCAACCCAGGAACCUUCCUCAUCCAGGCCCAGACUGUCACUGCCACCGGACAGAUCCAGUGGCAGACCUUCCAGGUUCAGGGCGUCCAGUCACUCCAGGGUCUCCAGUUGCCCCAGGGACAGGGACAGGCCCAGCAGUUGACCCUAGCCCCGGUCCAGACCCUUCCCCUUGGACAAACGGGCCAGGUCAGCCUGCCCAACCUCCAGACCGUCACGGUCAACUCAGUAACGCAGUCUGGAGUUCAGUAUUCGCAGGGAGAUGACGGAUCCAGUCCGGCCGGUAAGGCCACAGAAACCAGGCUUCAUUUUCACGUGCACAUCCUCCGUUACCUCCACCUGCUCCAAAUGAGCCCCGUGACCCCCUUCUCUCCCGCUUCAGGUAUUCAGAUAAAGGAGGAGCCCGACUCGGAGGAGUGGCAGCUGAGCGGAGACUCCACGCUGAACCCCAGCGACCUGAACAACCUGCGCGUGCAGAUGGGAGACGAGGACAUGGAGACGCCCAGCGGGGAGGGCAAGAGGCUCCGGCGGGUGGCCUGCACCUGCCCCAACUGCAAAGAGUCCGGGGGAAGGUACGCGCGGCCGGAGGCGCCGCCGCCGCGGGGCCCCGCCCCCCCCCCCCAGCCGCCGGCCGUCCUGACGCUCGCUCUCACCCACAGAGGCUCGGGAAUGGGGAAGAAGAAGCAGCACAUCUGCCACAUCGCCGGCUGCGGGAAGGUCUACGGGAAGACGUCCCACCUGCGCGCUCACCUGCGCUGGCACAGCGGGGAGCGGCCGUUCGUCUGCAACUGGAUGUACUGCGGGAAGAGGUUCACCAGGAGCGACGAGCUGCAGAGACACCGGAGGACGCACACGGGCGAGAAGAAGUUCGUGUGCUCGGAGUGCUCCAAGAGGUUCAUGCGCAGCGACCACCUGGCCAAGCACAUAAAGACUCACCAGAACAAAAAAGGUGGGGUUCCCUCCUCCACGUCUCCGCCCACCACCGACACCGUCAUCACCGCCGACGGCACCACGCUCAUCCUCCAGACCACCGCCCACGACCUCGUAGCCAAUCAGGAGAUCCCUCUGCAGCUGGUCACCGUGGCGCCCGGUGAGGUGAUGGAAUGAGGGGAGAUGGCGGGGGGGGGUGGUGACUUUCUUCUGAGAACUGGCCGAUCACAGGGACCUCUUGA
This is a messenger RNA of Menidia menidia (Atlantic silverside), 2312 nucleotides long. The record is from the annotation of a GenBank genome assembly. Lineage: Eukaryota; Metazoa; Chordata; Actinopteri; Atheriniformes; Atherinopsidae.